This is a messenger RNA of Aphanomyces astaci, 744 nucleotides long. RefSeq lists its product as hypothetical. The record is from RefSeq and is a predicted model, not a curated record. Gene Ontology annotation, molecular function: nucleic acid binding. NCBI's taxonomy places the organism in Eukaryota, Oomycota, Saprolegniomycetes, Saprolegniales, Verrucalvaceae. The coding region runs from base 1 to 744 and encodes 247 amino acids. The transcript is spliced from 2 exons.
AUGCUGCAUGACGCACGUCGUCCGUGCGGUGAUGUAGCGUCCUACCGGAAAGAAAGUUAUGAAGGUAAGCUGAAACAGGAACCGAUAGGUGAGUGCUUGAGUGCAGUGCAAAAAGCGAGGCGCACUACGUUUCGCUGUAUUGCGGCAGCUUUGGACCUGUCGCGCUCAACGCUGCACGACUACUACAAGCGCGGCAUUUUUUUAAGCUUGCAGCAUGUCCAUGCAACGAACGCUGACCUAUUCAGCUUUGAGGGCAUGACGAACGUUGCUCAUGUGCACGAGAAGUGGUUCUUUGUCUUGGUUCGACGGAAAGAUACGGCACGUGGCACUUCACGGAACGUGCCCGCUCAGCGCGGAUGGUGCAAUCAGCCAGCCGGUGCCCUUGAGACCAAGCGCGUCAGUGUAACGUGCUCAAUCUACAAGAAUAUGCUGAUUGACCAAGUGAUUCCUGCUAUCAAAGCAAACUGGGGAGGAGAUAGCAGGGACCUGAUGUACAUCCAACAGGACAACGCGCGCCUCCAUGUCCCCCCAUCGGACACAAAGGUUGUGGCUGCUUGUACCAGUGACGAUUGGAACGUGCAACUUGUCUGUCAGCCGCCCAAUUCGUCCGACCUCAACCUGUUAGACCUUGGGUUCUUCCGUACUACCAUCCAAGCGAUCCAGGAGAAGAACUAUUCGCGGCGUGUUGACGACAUCAUUGCUGCCACGGAGGCUGCUUGGCUUGAUGUCCACAAGGAAACGUAG